UCCCGCGGCGCAUGCGUGCUGUGCAGCGGGGGCUAUGGCGGCCGUCAGGGCCCCUCCAGAAGUAUUUCUGCGAGAAGCCACUCAACGAAAAUUGCGGAGGUUUUCGGAAUUAAGAGGCAAACCAGUGGCAGCUGGAGAAUUUUGGGACAUAGUUGCAAUAACGGCAGCUGAUGAAAAACAGGAACUUGCUUAUAAGCAACAGCUGUCAGUAAAGCUGAAAAGAAAAGAGUUACCCCUUGGAGUUCAAUAUCACGUUUUUGUUGAUCCUGCUGGAGCCAAAAUUGGAAAUGGAGGAUCAACACUUUGUGCCCUUCAAUGUUUGGAAAAGCUGUAUGGAGAUAAAUGGACUUCUUUUACCAUCCUAUUAAUUCACUCUGGUGGCUACAGUCAACGCCUUCCAAAUGCAAGUGCUCUGGGGAAAAUUUUCACAGCUUUGCCUCUUGGUAACCCCAUUUAUCAGAUGUUGGAAUUAAAACUAGCUAUGUACAUUGAUUUUCCCUCACAUAUGAAUCCUGGGAUUCUGGUUACCUGUGCAGAUGAUAUUGAACUUUAUAGUAUUGGAGAAUCUGAGUUUAUAAGGUUUGAUAAACCUGGCUUUACUGCUUUAGCUCAUCCUUCUAGUUUGACUGUAGGUACCACACAUGGAGUAUUUGUCUUAGAUCCUUUUGAUUAUUUAGAACGUAGAGACCUUGAAUACAGGUCUUGCUAUCGUUUCCUCCAUAAACCCAGUAUAGAAAAGAUGUAUCAGUUUAAUGCUGUGUGUAGACCUGAGGAUUUUUGUCAACAGGACUUUGUUGGGGGUGACACUGCCCAUCUUAAAUUAGACUCUGACUUUGUCUACACAGAUAGCCUAUUUUACAUGGAUCAUGCAUCAGCAAAGAAAUUACUUGCUUUUUAUGAAAAAAUAGGCACACUGAACUGUGAAAUAGAUGCCUAUGGUGACUUUCUGCAGGCUUUAGGACCUGGAGCAACUGUGGAGUACACCAGGAACACAUCAAAUGUUACCAAAGAAGAGUCAGAGUUGAUAGAUAUGAGGCAGAGAAUAUUUCAUCUUCUUAAAGGAACAUCACUAAAUGUUGUUGUACUUAAUAACUCCAAAUUUUAUCACAUUGGGACAACUGAAGAAUAUAUGUUUCAUUUUACUUCAGAUAGCAGUUUAAAGUCAGAGCUUGGCUUACAGUCCAUAAUUUUUAGCAUCUUUCCAGACACACCAGAAUGUUCUGGUAAAACAUCCUGUAUCCUUCAAAGUAUACUGGAUUCAAGAUGUUCACUGGCACCUGGCUCAGUUGUGGAAUAUUCCAGAUUGGAACCUGAUGUUACAGUUGGGGAAAACUGCAUUAUUAGUGGUUCUUAUAUCAUAACAAAAGCUGCCCUGCCUGCAUAUUCUUUUGUGUGUUCCUUAAGCUUGAAGAUGAAUGGAUGCCUAAAGUAUUCAACUAUGGCAUUUGGAGUGCAAGACGACUUGAAAAAGAAUGUUAAAACAUUGUCAGAUGUAAAGUUAAUUCAAUUCUUUGGAGUCUGUUUUCUGUCGUGCUUAGAUAUUUGGAAUCUUGAAGUUACAGAGGAGCUGUUCUCUGGAAACAAGACAUGUCUAAGUUUGUGGACUGCUCGCAUUUUCCCAGUUUGUUCUUCUUUGAGUGAUUCAGUUACAACAUCCAUAAGGAUGUUAAAUGCUAUUCAGAACAAGUCAACAUUCAGCCUGAAGAGCUAUAAGCUGUUGUCCAUUGAAGAAAUGCUUAUCUACAAAGAUAUAGAAGACAUGAUAGCUUAUAGGGAGCAGAUUUUUCUAGAAGUUAGUUUAAAUAAAAAGCAAUUUGAUUUAGAGAUAUCUUAAAUAUUGUAUGCUUUGCCUUUCUUUAAGCAAGAUUCCAAAUACAGUCGUUUUCUGUAGACUUUUUUUUUUUUGGAUUGUUUCACUGAAGUGAAUUAAUGAAAAUGUAUUAACAUAAUUGCUGUAACAUGUAGCAUAACAUUAAUAACACAAAAAUACAAAUGAACAUUUUUUUGAUGGAAGAAUAUUUCAAGACUUUAAGUUCAGAAAAGAGAGACUUUUUUGAUGUUUAUCACUAUUUCAAUUUUUUUAAUGAUGGAUUUGUGGAGCAUUGUUUUGUUCACAUAAUAAAUACUCUAGUAGUUUAAAAGGAAAUUUUCUAAAUAUACAUGAACAAUUUUUCCACCUUCUUUUGAUCUUUGGUUCCGAUAAAGUUUAAGUAUUUAUUGACAAUUAUCUCCUUAAAUAUCAUCCUAUUUUGAUAAAUUAAUAAAAAUGGCAUUUCUAGGGUCUUCAGAGUACUGUAGGAAUACUAUAGAAAUCAUUUUUCAGAAACUAUAGCUGACAAAUUCAGGUUAAUCAAUGCUUGAUGUGAUUAUUUUAGUUGAUAAAUAACUACAUACAAAGAGCUAUAAAAUUAAUGAUAAAAAUUUGUAUCUCAUUUAUUGAUCUUAUCAAAAUAAAACAAAGUAUGUAUACACUUGAACAUGUGUUUGCAUAUCUUAUAAAUUUUCCCUAAAUCUCUAUUCCAUAGGAAAACCAAAACAUACACACACAAAACUCAAGUUAUGUAUGAAGAAGGUGGUAGGAAUAAUUGAGUUUGUGGACUGCUCGCAUUUUCCCAGUUUGUUGUUCUUUGAGUGAUUCAUUUACAACAUACCUAAACAUGUUAAAUGCUCUUCAGAAUAAGUCACCAGUUAGCCUGAAUAGCUAUAAGCAACUGUCCAUUGAAGAAAUGCUUAUCUACAAAGAUACAGAAGACAUGAUAGUUUAUAGGGAGCAAAUUUUUCUAGAAAUUAGUUUAAAUAAAAAGAAAUUUAAUGAGGAGACUAAUUUAAUGACACUGUGGACAUUACGUUCAUCAUCUCCUAUUAAUCCCUCUAACAGAACUGUUAAAUUGCCAGAUGGACUGAUUUAACUUUCCAUUUCUUAUUUUCUGUCCACACACUGGUGUUACUGAGAAGCAAUAAUUGGCCAAAAGGUAGACAGUAGGAGGAAGGCAGAAUAGAAAAACUGACAUAAUACACACAUGAUUAAAUAACUUCAAGAAAAUAAAAAUUGGCUGAAAACCCAAGUUAUGUGUUCCUACUUUGGUAUGAGCAUGUAAGUGAAAUGUCUUCAUCUCACAGUCUAAUAAUUAAUUAGAGAUGAUAUUUGUCAGAGUUUUCUGUUUUAAAUUAAGAUGAAUAAGUUGAAAUAAGAGCUGGUCUGUGCCACUUAUUUGUAUAUUAACAUGUCAAUAUAAAAAUAAUUGGUAAACUGGAAGUGACUUGUCUGCAACCCUUCAGUUAUGGUACCUGUAUGUGUUUCUUUUUUGCAAGGUUCUUCCCAAGGAAAAAAUAAAAGUACAGCAGCAGUUAUUGUUUAACAUUUAUUGGUUUACUUGCAGAGCUUUCAGAGGAUGUUAUAUAUUUGUCA
This is a messenger RNA of Lemur catta (Ring-tailed lemur), 3409 nucleotides long. RefSeq names its product fucose-1-phosphate guanylyltransferase (gene FPGT). The record is from RefSeq and is a predicted model, not a curated record. Gene Ontology annotation, molecular function: transferase activity, transferring phosphorus-containing groups. The transcript has 4 exons. Bases 35 to 1834 code for a protein of 599 amino acids. NCBI's taxonomy places the organism in Eukaryota, Metazoa, Chordata, Mammalia, Primates, Lemuridae.